UUGAAAGAUUGUUUAAACCUGUCGGAGACGAAACAGAAUGAACUUGAUGACUUAACUAAUCCGGAGCACUUGUCAGCCAGUUGGUAGAUUAGGGUUUUAGUGUGAUUUUGGUGUGAAUCGACUGGGAAGUUGAGUGAAAAUGGCAUCGAUCUACCGCACCGCUGCUGUGAGCGCCGUGAGAUCAGCCGCAUCACGAUCCAUGGCAGUACUUACCAAACCACCGACUUCGAGAUUGGUCACUCCUAUCAUUUCCAGGCCGCUUUCAUCGGCCGUUGGAGCACUCGAUUCGCUGAGGCCUCUGCACAGCGCAGUUGCCUCUGCCCGUCUCAUAUCGAACAUAGCCGUCGAUUCUUCCUGCUGGAGCUGGCUCUCUCAAGGACGGGCUUUACCUUUAUGAUCAAGCUCCUGGCUUCAUGUUGAGAAACGUAUUUCUGUAGCCAACCAAUGAUUUUGAAAAGGAUACUUUCUUAAGCUCAGAGAAAACUUGAACUGUAUCAAGUAACUACUGCAACUAUAAUCUUCGUUUUUAUUUAGUUGUGGAUAUUUUAUCUUCUUGCGAUAAACCAAUUUUAAAAAUAUGAAAAAUCAAAUUUUCAAUGUGCCGCAUUCUUAGAAUCUAUGUUCUCAAUUAGAAUAUAC
Phalaenopsis equestris is the source of this 639-nucleotide messenger RNA. RefSeq lists its product as uncharacterized. Bases 140 to 397 code for a protein of 85 amino acids. The record is from RefSeq and is a predicted model, not a curated record. Lineage: Eukaryota; Viridiplantae; Streptophyta; Magnoliopsida; Asparagales; Orchidaceae. The transcript is spliced from 3 exons.